Molecule: messenger RNA, 1074 nt
Organism: Truncatella angustata
Lineage: Eukaryota; Fungi; Ascomycota; Sordariomycetes; Amphisphaeriales; Sporocadaceae
Exons: 2
Coding region: 1-1074 (357 amino acids)
Biological process (GO): secondary metabolic process
Source: RefSeq, a predicted model, not a curated record
AUGGUCGGUCUUUCAGUUGUGCGGGAAGUCAAUGCUGGCUUGGUAAGGCGACAAUUCACUGUGGCCGUAUUCGUGGGCGGUACCGCUGGCAUAGGCGAGUUUGGUGUCCGGGGGUUGGCGAAGACCCAUGGCGAGUCCGGCAAGGGGCUUCGAGUUUAUAUCAUGGGUAGAAACAAACAAGCAGCAGAGCGAAUCAUUGCCGAGUCUCAGCAACUUUGCCCUCAGGCCCAUUUCAUCUUCGUUGCUGCGAAAGACCUUGCCCUUCUGAGAGAUGUUGAUCAAGUCUGCGAGAAGCUCGUAACACGCGAGCGGGACGAGGCGGCAAGAGCAGGGCAGGUCGCUAGAGUUGACUUUCUGGUCAUGACACAAGGGGUGCUCAAUUUGUCACGAAAAGACACCGAAGAAGGCAUCGACGAGACUAUGUCCUUAUUCUACUACUCUCGUAUGCGCUUCAUUGUCCAACUAUUGCCCUUGCUAGUCGAAUCCCCUUUGCCUGCACAUGUUGCAUCCAUAUUAGCUCCUGGCAACGAAGGGAAAUUUGUUGCCGAAGAUAUCAGCUGUCGGAAACCAGAGAACUUCGGUAUGAGGAUUACGACCUCCCACAUCUGCUACAUGACCACCUUCUUCAUGGAACAACUUGCCACUCGGCAUCCUGGGAAGCUUUCACUGAGUCACGUGUAUCCCGGAGCAGUGAUAACUCAGUUCGGACAAACCGGCUCCUCGCCUACAUGGUUGAAGCUGUUAUUACGCUUCGUCGUAAUUCCGCUCAUGCGUUUCUAUUCGCUCUCGGAGGACGAGUCCGGGCAGAGAACUCUCUUCCUUGCCUCAGAAAAAUAUCCCGCGCGAGGUACCGCUCAGAAAGUGAGCCCAAACGGCUUUGAUGAGAUUGGCAUUGCUGUAGCGACAGACGGUGUUGUUGGUGGAGGAUGUUAUCGGAUCAACCAAGACGGGGAGACAUUCCCUACACCGGACUCGUACCAGACCUUGCGCGAACAAGGCGUUGGCGAUCUUAUCUGGCAACAUACCAGUUCGGCAUUUGAAGAGAUCACUAGUGGCAGGGCAUUCACCGGCUAA